UUACUAAUACAGUAAUACACUACAACGACAGUUGUGCACGCUGUACAUAGAUAAAAGACGCUAUAUAACUGCGCAAGUACACGUCUUAAAAUUUGAACUUUUAAGUAUUACUCGAUUAACACGGCAAGUGGCAAUACGUUUUUAUCCAAUUAUACAACGUGUUAGGAUAGUGGAUGCUGAUUGAGAACCUAGCUGUACAUAAUUUCAUUACUGUUCAGUACUUAAGGAGUGAUCGCGGAUACAUAUAAAAUGAAAAAAUUAACUCAGUGGGUUGUUGGCGUAAAUAUACUGUCUAUACUAUGGUUAAGUCUACUUUUUAACCAGUACGAUAGUAAAAUUUCCAAGGAACAUUUCCUUGUCAUACAAUUUCUUCCAAUUAUUUUACUGAUUUUUUUUGGCGUUUUCGCAUUGGCAAUUAUACUGUAUAGAGUGGCAACUUUCAAUAAUUGCAAAUCAGCUGCGGAGGAUUUACAAGCGGAAAUAAAAGAAGCAAGAACAGCCCUUCAACAAAAAGGAUUCAAAUUCGAUUGAUAUUUUAAUAUAUAUUUACUUGCAACAACGGAGUUAACAUUCCACACAGACAAUGUUUAUAGCUAAAUGUAAUUUUACAUACAUUAUAUUAGUCUCUGAAAUAAAAAUUAAUUUUUUGUAAAUA
Messenger RNA from Metopolophium dirhodum (rose-grain aphid), 655 nucleotides. RefSeq names its product dolichol-phosphate mannosyltransferase subunit 3 (gene Dpm3). The transcript has 3 exons. Gene Ontology annotation, biological process: GPI anchor biosynthetic process. The coding region runs from base 250 to 531 and encodes 93 amino acids. NCBI's taxonomy places the organism in Eukaryota, Metazoa, Arthropoda, Insecta, Hemiptera, Aphididae. Gene Ontology annotation, cellular component: endoplasmic reticulum membrane; dolichol-phosphate-mannose synthase complex. The record is from RefSeq and is a predicted model, not a curated record.